UGAGAAAAUUCUCGUUAUAAAAAAUCCCUAUUGUUAUGAGUGGCAAAUUUCAUUUCUGACUUUCGCUGGUAACGUUACGUCGAGCAUUUAUGACGUAAGAUUUCAACUAUGGAUUAGAAAAACGUCGAACAUAAUGAAGAAUAUUUCAACACCAUCUACGAGUUCUCGACUGACGACAAAAGUAUUUUAUCAAAUUGGCCAAAGACCAUCGAUUUCUGUCAUUUCUGGUCACGAAAAUGACAAAAUUGAUAUCAUUCGAGAGGACAUCCAAUUCAAUGUAAAUCACAGCUUUUGGACAGUUUCCUUGACUGUGGGAAGCAUUCGGUUGUUGAAGAUAAAACUGGAGGCAUCAAAUCUUGCAUUCAUGGAUUGUUUUAUUAAGGAAGCAUUUUUUCAACUGCCCAGCACAAACUGGAGUUUAUCAUCGUUCAAUACAAAGGAAAUUUUAGGUAUGAUCAUUCAACAACAUAAAACAUAUAUGUGUGACAAUACAACAAAUUUAAUGAAUGAACAACUUAACAUGAAGAACGGAUCUGAUUGUAUGUAUCAAGUUUUUCCUCCGGAUUCCUCUUCUAAAAUAUUUUGGAAUUCCACUCAUCUUUUUCUCAAGAAUAGCAAUGGUGAUCCAGCCAUUUUGAUAAAAAAAGAAGGAGAUUUAAGUUCAUCAAAUGAAGACAUUAGACGUGUUACUAUAUCAAACAAUGGUGAUUACUUGGUGUUAUAUGAAGAUAAUGUUACAUACUACGGACGAUAUGGAGUUACCAUUAUGACAAAUUUGAAUUCCAAUUUUCCGCAACACUCACAAAUGGAGUUCGUAUUUGAUGUUAUUGGUAGUGCUUAUGUUGUUUUCCGAAACUCGAGUGGGAAGGCCAUUUCCAUCACCAACUAUCCUUUGGAUAAUAAAGUGUUCAACUCUCUUUAUCCUAAUGUUAAUUGCUCUUUCAUUGAGUUUUCUUUUGGUAAUUUAUCUUCCAGUAAUGUAAUGGAUAAAUGGGGAGAAUUUAAGAUUUAUGGCUACUUAGUGUUCAAGCGAAGUUUUUUAAACGGCAUUCGGCUUGUGUGGAAUCCAAGUGAUGAUUUGUUGUUGACCAUAACAGAGCAAAGAGAAUAUCACCAAGACCUUAUCAUCCUUUAUAAGACUUAUACUUUCAAAGAAAAAUGGACGAAUAAUGACACAUUAUCUUUAUCAAGCUAUUCUGUGACCUUAUUGCCCAAGCUAAAAAGCGUGAUCUGCAAACGUCCUUUUUACAAAGUGUUUCGUUUUCAAAUUGGUUGUCCACCGAGAAGACGGGCUUUUAUUAGAGAUACUAAACAUCACUCUAGCAGUGCGCAAGUUUUCGAAGAAGAAGAUGAAUUUUCUUUAAACUUAUCGUGGGGAGAAACAUUUCAACCAGUCUUAUUGACUUACGAUGAUAAAGUGCUCAUUGGAAGGUAUUACAAACACUUUAAUAUCAAGGAAGUUAAUGAAAGAUCUGAUUUUUUCGUACAAAUCAUUGACAAGCUUGGUAAUCGGAGUACGACUGUGUUUUCAUUUCAUGGUAGUGGUUUGUUCAGAUUUUCUAUAAAAUUUGAAGAUAAAAACGUGAGUUUCUGUUCUACCAUGUUACAGUUCAAUGUUCACGUGACAAAGCAACAGAAAACAAACUACUUUCUCGUGGUGUUAACGUGUGUUAUACUCAUCACAACUCUGCUUAUUACCUACCUUGUCUUUAAUUAUAUCUUGUAUCGAAAUGAUUUUCUUCGUCGACAUGAAGAAGACAAUGAAACAAAAAAACGCCUUCAAGAGUUACGGUUUCUGGCUACGCUACAAUAUUUUAAUUCAAAUUCUAUUGUACAAAAAGCAUCAAAAUCGACAGACGAUUACAGCACACGGAACUCUGUCUUGAUCCUGGGUAAGACCGAACACAAGAAUAACUGACAAUUUUCGUCGUCUGAGACGACAGGUGAUUACGAAGUAUUUCGGACAUCGAAAAACAUUUUAGAAUACUUGCCUAAAAUUAAUGAUAAAAUCAUUUUGCGAAACUUUUUUUAUAAGUUUGUGUGGCUAGAUUUUGUUGUUGUUGUUCACACAUCCAGUAUAAUAACAGGUGUUUCAUUACAUAAAAAUUUUGUAUUUAAAAGUUAACGAUAAUUUAUUGAAUGACAUGAUUGGAGGUACUGAUGCAAAUUACACAACUCCAUUUCAGUGUUGUAAAAAAGCUGAUAGACACUUUUUAUCAAUUAAAUGGCUCAUUAUAUUUA
Molecule: messenger RNA, 2241 nt
Organism: Xenia sp. Carnegie-2017
Lineage: Eukaryota; Metazoa; Cnidaria; Anthozoa; Malacalcyonacea; Xeniidae
Exons: 22
Coding region: 134-1918 (594 amino acids)
Biological process (GO): sperm capacitation; flagellated sperm motility
Cellular component (GO): sperm principal piece; CatSper complex
Source: RefSeq, a predicted model, not a curated record